This is a messenger RNA of Cinara cedri, 1580 nucleotides long. The record is from the annotation of a GenBank genome assembly. NCBI's taxonomy places the organism in Eukaryota, Metazoa, Arthropoda, Insecta, Hemiptera, Aphididae.
AUGCCAAAAGAAAAACAAUCUCUAUACGGCCGUUUGAGUAGCUACGUUGCGAAAUUCGGUUCCGACACUUUUGCCGCGACUGAUAGCUGUUUGUUCUGUAAAGUGUGCCAAAUUACAAUAAAUUCCGAAAAAAAAUUCAACGUGAUCCAACAUAUUCGUACGUAUAAACAUACAAAAGGUCUCAAACGGAGAGAAUAUCAAAUUCUGGAGCCGAAACAAUCUUUAAUAAUUGGUUUGCCAUCUAGAUCGCCUUUUAAUACGGAUUUGUGUGAAGCUUUACUGGCCGCCAACAUUCCAUUGAAUAAACUUUCCAACAGUAAAUUUCGUACAUUUUUGGAAAAAUAUACUGGUAAAAACAUACCAUUCGAAAAUACACUUCGUAAUGAAUACAUUGACGACGUGUACUACACAGUUAUUGAGAAUAUUAAAAACGACAUUGGCAAAAACAAAAUUUGGGUCUCCAUUGAUGAGACGUGUGAUGUAGAUGGACGCAUCAUAGCAAAUGUUAUUGUGGGAAUUCUCAAGACUGAUGUUGCUGGCAGUAAAUUUUUAGUACACUCUGAAGAAACAGAAAAAACCAAUCAUACAACCAUUUGCAAACUAUUUGAAAAGGCAAUGGGAAUCAUAUGGCCUGGCGAUAUCCUUUAUGACAAUGUAUUGUUAUUUUUAACGGAUGCCGCACCUUACAUGAUAAAAGCUAGUUCUGUUUUAAAAAGUUUGUAUACAAAAAUGGUUCACGUUUCGUGUGCUGCUCACGGAAUUCACAGAGUAGCCGAAGAAAUUCGUGGUCAAUUUCAUACAGUAGACGACUUAAUAUCAAGUGUAAAAAAAACUUUUCGGAAGGCUCCAUCUCGAGUUCUUUUAUUCAAAACUGAGGCACCUGGGAUUAAAUUGCCACCAGAGCCCAUUACAACACGCUGGGGAACAUGGCUAGAUGCAGCAAUAUAUUAUUGCGAACAUUUUGAAACAAUUGUUCGUAUUAUUAAUUUACUAGACGAGAAUGAUGUUGUUAGUAUUCAAAAAGCUAAAUUAUGUAUAUUGGAACCAGAAUUACAAAGUGACUUGAUUUACAUAAAAUCAAAUUUUGAAGUACUGACUGUAGCUAAUAAACAACUACAAGAACAAAAUGUUCCAUUAGCCGACUCCCUUAAAGUUAUUGAGAGUAUUGAAUCUAAAUUUCAAAAUUUAAAAGGAACCCACGGCCAAGCAGUGUUAACAAAACUAGAAAAUGUAUUUAAAAAAAAUGAAGGAUUAAAUACUUUAAAAAAAAUAUCAAAAAUCAUAACAGGAGAUGAAGAACCCACCGACCUUAAUAUAUUGGCAGAAGAUAUUACUUGCAAUGAUUUGGUAUAUUUCAAGUAUGCUCCAAUUACCUCUGUUCACAUAGAACGAUCAUUUUCGCCCUACAAGACUAUUUUAGCUGACAACAGAAGAACAUUCAUAUUUGAAAAUGUUCGAAAACAACUUAUAGUUCAAUGCAAUUAUAGAGGUGAUUUUUUUUAUAAAACAAAAAAUAUUUUAUCAAUAAAUUGUUUCAUUUUUUUUUUUUUUUUUCAGAACGUUUGGUAACCAGUUUUUAA